Cervus elaphus (red deer) is the source of this 2781-nucleotide messenger RNA. Its product is annotated as zinc finger protein 665-like. Gene Ontology annotation, biological process: regulation of transcription by RNA polymerase II. The transcript is spliced from 3 exons. The record is from RefSeq and is a predicted model, not a curated record. Lineage: Eukaryota; Metazoa; Chordata; Mammalia; Artiodactyla; Cervidae. The coding region runs from base 256 to 489 and encodes 77 amino acids. Gene Ontology annotation, cellular component: nucleus. Gene Ontology annotation, molecular function: RNA polymerase II cis-regulatory region sequence-specific DNA binding; DNA-binding transcription activator activity, RNA polymerase II-specific.
UCGCGCGUGCGCAGCUGGUAACGGACCCGGAAGCGAAGAUCGUGGAGGGAAGGUCAUAGUGCGGCGCGUUGUUUCUUGUUUUUCGUGUAAAUUUGCGCUUCAUAGCUGCGCGCCCAACCUUCCCUCGGGGUGUGGGAGUCACUAGGGACCUGAAAAUCACCGCACCUACCCCUCCGUGCCGCGAUUGACCUUGAAAGACUCACCUCUGAGGAAGAAAUCCAGAGGAGGCAGAAGAAGAAAGAAAAGAGCUCAAGAAUGGCUGUUUCUCAGGGACAUUUGACCUUCAAGGAUGUGGCCGUCGAAUUCUCUCAGGAGGAGUGGGAAUGCCUGGACCCUGCUCAGAGGGCCCUGUACAGGAAUGUGAUGCUGGAGACCUACAGGAACCUGCUCUCUGUGGGUGAGGAUCACUUCCCUCUAGAAGUUGGGAUCUGCCCUGGGGUAUCUCUGCAUUUUCCCUCUGUGCCUCUUGGGAGCCCCUGUUUUACUUGACUGAGCUCAAAGCCUUGACUCAGACAUGCAAAGCUUCAUGAUUGGCAUCAGGAGUUUAACCGUUUCUUCAGAAAUCUGCACAUUUCAUGAUACACUAGGAGUUGUUCCAGAGCUUAAAUAUUUACAAAGUCCAAUGGCAAACUUGUGAAAUACUGAAUUCCCUGUUUUCUCCCCCUCUGCUUUUGAUUCAGUACUUCUAGGAAGAGAGCUCCAGACCUGCAUAUUACACUGUUCCCUCUGCAUUCAGAUCCUUCUAGGAGGCAGUAGAUGAACGUGUAAAGUAUUUUCCCAGACCCCCACCUUGUAAUGUCCUCACUCCUCAGCUGAGCGAGGAGCUGGGAGUUCCUUUCUUUUCUUCUAAAUUCUUUCUUUAUUUUUGGCUGCACUAGGUCUUGACUGCUUUGCUCGGGCUUUCUCUAGUUGUCGCGAGCAGGGGCUACUCUUCGUUGUGCUGUGCAGGUUUCUCAAUGAAAUGGCUUCUCUCUCUCUUUCUCUUUUUCUCCCCCCUUAAGGGGAAGUUUAUUUCCCAGUCAGAAAAGGAGAAGCAAGGACAGGACCCUGUGCAUUCUAGGCCCGGGCCUCACUGACAAGUGGGGUGCGGGCAGAGGGGGCAGCUCCAGCGGUGCAAGCUUGGUCCCACGGUUGUCCUGGGUGGUCCAGGGAGGGCCCCCUGGGGAUGGUGGCACCGAGCCUGGGCAGAGGCAGCAGGCCAGCGGGCCCAGAGGAUGGCAUACAUGGAGGCAAUAAAUACUGACAGGCCAGGCACAGGACUCCAGGCCGGCAGGCCAGGAGGGAGAGCUAAGGCUCGGCCACUGGCUUUGUCUGCCGAGAGCUCUCUCUCGGGGACCAUGGGCUCUAGGCACUGCCUACUGGGACAGAGAAGCCAGAGGCAUGAGGACACCCAGACUCCCAGAUGGGAAGGAGGCCGCUUUGAGUCUUGGCAGUUUGACUUUCCCAAGCCCCCAGAGCCAUCCCUGCGGGCCCGGGCAGACUGGGGACCAGCACAUCCCCAGAAAGAAAUGGCUUCUCUUAUUGCAAAGCACAGGCUCUAGGGCAAGUGGGCUUCAGUAGUGGCGGCUCAUGGGCUCUAGAUCUCAGGUUCGAUAGUUGUGGCGCAAGGGCACAGUUGCUCCAAGGAAUGUAGGAUCUUCCUGAACCUGGGAUUGAACCUGUGUCCCCUGCAUCGGCAGGCAGAUUCUUAUCCACUGCACCACCUAGGGAAGGCUGUUCUUUUCUUUUUAUAAGUAAGAAUUUCUGUUUCUGAAAGUUAUCUCCAUCUUAGAGCAAGGGAAAGAACUCUAGAUUCUAGAGAAUGAAGUGAAAAUAGAAAAAAAAAAAAAGUAAACAAAUGGGAAUGUAUCAAAGGUGCCAACACAGGUCAGAAGGGCAGUGAGGAAACCGCACCAUUAAUAGUGUUUGGGAAACUCUCCCCAAAUGGGAGAUGUCUAUGGGAAAACAGAAGGUUAUUUCUUGUGAAUUUUCAGAGAAAAAUUUUCUCCUCCCUGACUUGUUGUUCUGUCCUGCAAUGUGUAAAGUUUAUCUUUUCACACUCCAGUUGUGCUACAACAGCUCCCACACAGACCAGGGCAGUGUUUAUCACCAUCUACACCCCAUCAUCUGGCUCCUGAGAAUUCUUUGCUUCCUUGACUGAGGAGAAUGGGAUAGUCUUUUUCUGUUGGUCUCCCUUUCUUGAUUCCAUCAGAUGCAUUGGCAGAUGGGUUCUUUUACCACUAGUGCCACCUUGGAAGCCCAGAAUUGCUCAUGGUAUACUCUUAUAAUCCUUCUGAUUUCUGUAGAAUCAGUUGUGAUCAGCUGUAAUAUUCCCUCUUUCAUUUCCGACUUUAGCUAUUUGAGUCUUCUGAUUUUUUUCUUAAUCUUGCUGAGUGUAAAUUUUGUCUUUCUUUUCAAAGAACCAACUUUGAAUUUUGUGCUUGUAGUUUUUUUAUUCUCUAAAUCCUUUAAUCUUUUUCUUCCUUCUCUGUUUUGUUCUUCUAAGAUCUUUUUUCCCCAAUCUUUUCUUCCUUUCUCUCUCUCUUUCUUGUUUGUUUUAAAUUUGUUAUUCACAUGGUCAACCAGGAUCUCUUUUGUGCAUUCCUUUGUAUUUUCCUUUUUCCCAGAUUUAUUGACAUGUAAUCCACAUGUGGACACAAACCAUAGCAUGAGUUCUGAUGGGUCAGCUGGUAAAGAAUCCACCUGCAAUGCAGGAGACCCCAGUUCAAUUCCUGGAUUGGAAAGAUCCGCUGGAGAAGGGAUAGGCUAUCCACUCCAGUAUUCUUGGGCUUCACUUGUGGC